This is a messenger RNA of Elaeis guineensis (African oil palm), 827 nucleotides long. Its product is annotated as probable NADH dehydrogenase [ubiquinone] 1 alpha subcomplex subunit 12. Gene Ontology annotation, cellular component: respiratory chain complex I; membrane. Lineage: Eukaryota; Viridiplantae; Streptophyta; Magnoliopsida; Arecales; Arecaceae. The record is from RefSeq and is a predicted model, not a curated record. Gene Ontology annotation, biological process: response to oxidative stress.
CCAACUUACCGCCACGGGAGCGGAGCCGAAAACCCGAAACUGGCGAUUUAUAUCGACGCGAGAAAAGGAGAUUUCUUCACUCUCUCUCGGAGAAGAGUGGAGACGAAUGGCUUCGGUGAUCGGAGGCGUCUUCAAGACGGUCCGGGAGAAAGGCAUCGGAAAUUUCGUCAGACACCUUCGAGAAGAGGGCUAUACGAAAUGCCUUUUGGAUGGGAAUCUAUUGCAAACAAAAAUUCACAGCAUAGGUGCAACCCUUGUUGGAGUUGAUAAAUUUGGAAACAAGUAUUAUGAAAAAUUGCAGGACACCCAGCAUGGACGGCACAGAUGGGUGGAGUAUGCACAGAAGGACCGUUAUAAUGCAUCCCAAGUGCCACCUGAGUGGCAUGGUUGGCGGCACCACAUCACGGACCAUACGGGGGAUGAACUUUUGAUGCUCAAACCUGAAAGAUAUGGAGUGGAGCACAAAGAGAACUUCUCAGGAGAGGGAGAUGAGUACAUCUACCAUUCCAAGGGUCAUGCUCUCAACCCUGGACAGAGAGACUGGACCUGGUACCAGCCAUGGCAACCCACCAAAAUCUGAAAAAAUAUCCUUUCCCUCGUAGCCAGAAGGAUUGGAAAAAAAAAAUUCAGUGCAUUGCUUUUCUUGCUGUGCGAUCAUCCUCUAGCCAUGUCCACCAGACAUUUGGACUGAAAUUUUAGUGCAGGCUGGAUGACUUUUGUGCUAAUAAAUGUAAUGGACCUUUUUACCUUUUGAAACAGCACCUUGUGAUUAUUGAACUUCAUCUUUGGAUUAUGAUUUUCUGCAACAUUAAAGAAGCUUUUCAGAA